AUGGCCACUGACAACUACACGAGGGUCACAGAGUUCCUUUUCACGGGCUUGAAUUACAGCCCCCAGUUACAGGUCUUCCUCUUCCUGCUCUUUCUGAGUUUCUACGUUAUCAACCUCACCGGGAACCUGGGUAUGAUUAUCCUGAUUCGGAUUGAGUCUCGUCUCCACACGCCCAUGUACUUCUUCCUCAGCCACCUCUCCUUUGUGGACAUGUGCUUCUCCUCGGUAGUGAGCCCCAAGAUGCUCAGCGACUUCUUUGUGAGGAGAAAAGCCAUCUCUUUCUUGGGCUGUGCUUUGCAACAAUGGUUCUUCGGAUUCUUUGUGGCAGCCGAGUGCUUUCUCCUGGCAUCCAUGGCCUAUGACCGCUAUGUUGCCAUCUGCAACCCGUUGUUGUACUCAGUGGCCAUGUCUCAGAGACUCUGUGUCCAGCUAGUGGUAGGUCCCUAUGUCAUUGGAUUCAUGAACACCAUGACUCACACAACGAAUGCGUUUCGCCUCCCUUUUUGUGGUCCCAAUGUGAUUAACCAUUUCUUCUGUGACAUGGCCCCCUUACUUUCCCUUGUAUGUGCUGAUUCCAGGCUCACAAAGCUGGUAGUUUUUGUUGUGGCGGGAGCUGUGGGCGUCUUCAGUGGUUUGACCAUUUUGGUUUCUUACAUUUACAUCCUCGUUGCCAUCUUGAGAAUCCGCUCUGCAGCUGGGAGACGCAAAGCCUUCUCCACCUGCUCUUCUCACCUGACAGCUGUCUCCAUACUGUACGGUACUCUUUUCUUUAUUUAUGUACGACCUAGUGCUAGUUUCUCCCUGGAUCUCAAUAAAGUGGUGUCUGUGUUUUAUACAGCGGUGAUCCCCAUGUUGAACCCACUUAUCUACAGCUUGAGGAACAAGGAGGUUAAAGAUGCCAUCCACAGAGCUGUUGCUAAGAGGAAGUUUUGUAGGACUUAA
Molecule: messenger RNA, 942 nt
Organism: Elephantulus edwardii (Cape elephant shrew)
Lineage: Eukaryota; Metazoa; Chordata; Mammalia; Macroscelidea; Macroscelididae
Product: olfactory receptor 1009-like
Exons: 1
Coding region: 1-942 (313 amino acids)
Biological process (GO): G protein-coupled receptor signaling pathway; sensory perception of smell
Cellular component (GO): membrane
Molecular function (GO): G protein-coupled receptor activity; odorant binding; olfactory receptor activity
Source: RefSeq, a predicted model, not a curated record